AUGACCAACUACCUAUCAACCAAGUUAAGAACCUUUCUCGGUGAACCUAUGGGAGAGAAAUGCAUUUCCUUUGUGGAUGGAGUCGAUAAGGACCUCACAAUCAGAUUAAUAGAACGUGGUUAUGAUAAGGCCUACGUCCUGUUGGGUCAGUUCCUCCUCAUGCACAAGAAAGAAGAUGACUUCCAGUUGUGGCUCAUGCUGGCAUGUGGUGCCACUCACCGCGAAGCCCACAGGAUCUCCAUAUGCCUGCGCGAGUGGUGUAGUACCUUCCUCUAA
Molecule: messenger RNA, 276 nt
Organism: Trichosurus vulpecula (common brushtail)
Lineage: Eukaryota; Metazoa; Chordata; Mammalia; Diprotodontia; Phalangeridae
Gene: BANF2
Product: BANF family member 2
Exons: 2
Coding region: 1-276 (91 amino acids)
Molecular function (GO): DNA binding
Source: RefSeq, a predicted model, not a curated record